Molecule: messenger RNA, 2015 nt
Organism: Podarcis lilfordi (Lilford's wall lizard)
Lineage: Eukaryota; Metazoa; Chordata; Lepidosauria; Squamata; Lacertidae
Source: the annotation of a GenBank genome assembly
CUGUUCUGGCUUCUGGGAUAGCUGCACAGCCUGCAUUGGCUCCAUAAGACGCACACACAUUUCCCCUUAAUUUUUAGGAGGGAAAAAGUGAGUCUUAUAGAGCCAAAAAUACGGUAACUUUAUGCUGUCUUAAUUUACAGCAGCUUGCUUUCCUACAGCUUCUUGUGUCUGGGAUUGCUGCCUUCAUGAUUUACAGUUGAUCCUCCUCCUCCUCCUUCUUCACACAGCUGAGAUCAAACAAGUUUUUUGGGGUGGGAGACAAGAGGAGGAUUAUUGUGGGAAAGGACCGUGAGCUCAGCUCUGGUAUCAAAAGCAAAUUCCUGGGCUGAGCAUUUGCUCAAAGGCAGCCUUCUCCAUAGUUCUAUGAGAAGGUUUUCCAACCCGAGUCACUAUUGUGAACCUGGUUUCAGCUGUUAGAUUUUUGGGUUAAAGGUGGGGAAGCACACAAGUGGCUCUUAUAAGCUUGCAAGACCCUGUUCUAGAUAAUUUGUUUAUCUUGAAAUUGUGAUCUGGAUUUCAGCCAUGAGAUGGAGAUACUGAGCAAGUUCAACUUUAAGAGAGAGAGAAAAAUACUCUAGUUGUAGUCAGAUUCUAACCACAUCCUGUGGUCUUCCAGCCCUCAAGUUUAGGUUCCUUUGAACCUAAGGAAGGCAUUAACUUCAUUUCAUCAAGUCUGCUCAUAUUGUGCAGUUCAAGCCUAGAACUGGAUUGAAUGGAAAUUCCUCUGUGAUUCUUCCCUUCUUCAUCCCAGAAAAAUGUCUCUCCUGUGGACCUGGCCUGUCUUGAUCCUGGCGGUCUUAAGUAAGUGAAGGUCAAUUCAUUACCCACAGCCUAAAAAUUGUCUUGACACCUUUUUUUACUCCCUAGAUUCUCCUGCAACACAAGACUUUUACAUUUAUGACUUCACUUGCCGACUCCGAACUUUCAAACCACGAAAUGCUAUAAUCCAGAGGUAAAAAAAUGGACUGUAGCAUUUCAGGUUCCUGGCAAGGAAAACAACAACAAAAUGCAUCCCUGUGAUGCUAUUAUUCCACUGAUGGGGUGUUUCUAAGGGGAGCAUUCAGAAAUAUGUCAUCUCAGUUGUCAUCAGUUCUACUGCCUCGUUGCUAUUCUAAUCUUUUUCUGCUGUGUCUGUAACCAACAGCAAGAGUCAAUCGAUAUUCUAACUCAACAGAUCAACCUUCCCCAAAUUGAUACCCUUCAUGCAGCUGAGACUGAUGUGCACUGUUGUUCAAAACAUCUGGAGGGCACCAGAUGUUUAAAGUUGCUUUGAGGUUUUCCCAUGCGCCAAUGUUGGUUAAGGACAAAAAUCUGUGCUAUUGCUGUGUCUCAUUCAUGGGGGCACUUCAGAGGUUGCUGGACUACAGCUCCCAUCAACCCUCACUGAUGACCAUGCUGGCUGGGGCUGAUGGAAGUUGGAGUACAUUAACAUCAUGUGAGGGCUGCAGGUUCCCCAUCCUUGUUGUAUAUGAUGCACCAGGAACUAAGAUCUCCAGAGCAAUUCUGCUCUUGACCAUCAGCUCACCCACACAUCCAUCUACCCAUCUCACCUAAUCUCUCCUGCCCUUUUCUUCUCUGCAGAAGGGAGUGUUGGACAGUCAGUGGACCAAACAGAAGGCACUGUGUAUGUUGCCCAAAGAGAAAGGAUCUUUCUCAACUGUUCCUACCAAGGGAAUGUCUACUAUCUGUUCUGGUAUAUUCAGCAUCCAGGCCAACCUCUCAAGCUUUUCCUGAGUAGCUAUGACCCACGAGCAAAUGGGUCUCUUCUUGGCUUCAAAGCCGAGCAGAAGAAAGACAAGAAAGAUGAGGGGACCUUCAACAUGGAGAAACCUGCCAGCCAGCUGAACGACUCUGCUGUCUAUUUCUGUGCCGUGAGCGACACAGUGAUGUGGGCCAAUGGAGAAGCAGAGCAAAAACAUGCAGGUGCAAAUGAGACAGAAUGGAACAGGGACAUUCAGAAUAUAGUCAGAAUCCAGAGCUGCAAUCCUUUGCACAUUCCCCUGAAAGUGAGUUGA